GUAAUGGAUAUAUAGCAAAAUCAAUCAAAAAUUUCGAAAAUAUUAAAUAAUAUUUAAGAUUAAAAGAAAACAAUGAUAAAAUGGCUAGAGAUUAAUUAACAUCAGAAUUAGACAAAUAAGAAUUCGAUAUUUUAAAAAAAUAUAAAGAUCAUGGAAUGAAUGAUCCUUUAGUUGAUGUAAGUUUAAUUAUGGAAUAAAUCGAUAAAAUUUAGGUUUUAAGAAAUCUAAAAAUGAUUGAAGAAAAUGAAUCUGCAUAUGACCCUGAAUUAGUUAGAUAUGAGAAGCUUAAAGCUAGGGUAUUACUAGAUGAACCUGGGGCAUAUGAAGAAUUAUAAUAGUACAUGUAAAAUCGUUCUUAUCAUAAAAAUUAUGAAAAAAUAGAUCCUUCAGAAGAAACAAUUAAAUAAAAAGUUUUAUUUUGAAAUAGAAUCUUUUUUUUUUUUUUUUUU
Ichthyophthirius multifiliis is the source of this 449-nucleotide messenger RNA. RefSeq lists its product as hypothetical. The record is from RefSeq and is a predicted model, not a curated record. NCBI's taxonomy places the organism in Eukaryota, Ciliophora, Oligohymenophorea, Hymenostomatida. The transcript is spliced from 4 exons.